Messenger RNA from Opisthorchis viverrini, 1728 nucleotides. RefSeq lists its product as hypothetical. The record is from RefSeq and is a predicted model, not a curated record. Gene Ontology annotation, cellular component: spindle; centrosome. Gene Ontology annotation, biological process: positive regulation of B cell differentiation; T cell homeostasis; B cell homeostasis. Lineage: Eukaryota; Metazoa; Platyhelminthes; Trematoda; Opisthorchiida; Opisthorchiidae. The coding region runs from base 469 to 1554 and encodes 361 amino acids. The transcript is spliced from 8 exons.
GCGGUUCACAAUACGUCCUAAUAUGGAAGACGCGGGCUUACCAGCUGGAGAAUACAAACCUGUCUUCCACUAACGAAUUAAUGUAGUUCAGUUCGGCGACUGUGGUCAAUAGGCCAUCGAUUCCUCUGGCUGCAUAUGGAAGGCGGACCAAAUAAAACUGGCGUGAUUAUGCAGUCUGACGCCGCUGUCGCCUCUGUUACCGAUGAAGAUGAACUUUUCAAGCACUACUAUACCGCAUGGGGCGGUAAGGAAUCCAGGGUGCUUGAAGAACAACUGCCCGAAUUUUUUCACCGCGUACGUUCUCAUUUGAGUCACUUUGGUUUUCAACUCCAUCACACAGAUUCCCCAAGAUCAUGAAGUAUUGCCACAAAAGUUACGUCAAGAAGCCAGAGCCACCAUCUUAGAACGAAAAAGUCACGAACUCAUGGGAGAAGAGGAGUUACAGGUAUUGGUAACUUAGUUUCUUGGAUGGUGUUCCUCUUCCGUUGCCAGAAUUUGUGGUUAAUUUUGGAUAAAUACCGUAGUGCACCGGAUGCUGAUGGGAAAAAAUAUAUAACUUACGAAAACUUCAAAAAAGCCGGACGGGAGGCGAGUCCCAAGGCAAAAUCUUACUUCACCGCCUCACUGUAUGCGAAACUAGUGGAACCUGAGGAAAGACUUUGUCGGGUCGAGAUCCUCUCCUUUUACAAUCACGUCGUGAAGAAGGUUUGGCUUCAACAGGCUCGAAUUGGCAUCUCAUUGUACGAUGUCACCGGAGAAGGGUAUCUUCGUGAAAUGGAUCUGGAGAAUUAUAUCCUCGAACUCCUUCCUUCACUGUGUCAACUCUCCCAGUUGGAACCGUCGUUUCACGUGUUCUACGUGUGCACAGCCGUUCGCAAAUUCUUCUUCUUCCUGGAUCCACUGCGUGUGGUGUUCGUUCGCAUCACUGACAUUUUGGCCAGCACCUACCUGGACUCGUUGUUGGAGUUGCGUGAGUCGCAGACCACCGAAGCACAACUGGCCAGCAAUUGGUUCAGCCAUCAGUCGGCGAUGCGCGUCUACGGGAGUUAUUUACAGCUGGAUGAAGAUCGGAACGGGAUGCUCACUCGUGCUGAGCUAUCCAGAUACGGCAACGGCACUUUGACUGACGUGUUUCUGGAUCGCGUGUUCCAAGAGUGCACCACAUACGAAAGGGAAAUGGACUACAAAUCCUACUUGGACUUUGUUUUGGCAAUGGAGGACAAAUACGAGCCUCAGGCGCUUGCCUACUUGUUCCGCAUCCUCGAUGUGGGCGGUCGUGGUCGACUGACUCCGCUGACGAUCAAAUACUUCUACGACUCGUUGGAAGAGAGGCUCCGUAGCUCGGGCUACACUCCACCCACAUUCAACGAUAUUCUCAAUGAGAUAUUUGACAUGGUCAAGCCGGCCGAUCCGAACUAUAUCACGUUGGAUGACUUAUUACGCAGCGGUAAAGGGGACACUGUUGUGAGCGUCCUAACCGAUCUUCAAGGAUUUUGGGCGCAUGAGAACCGUGAAAUGCUCAUGUCCGAACUACCUGACGAAGCAGAACUGUGAAACUUCGCCCUCGCCACUUCCAUCUGUGUGUGAACUGCACACAAUGCGUAUUGUGCAAAAUGCGGCAGCAAACGUUUCUGGAGAACGUCUCAGACUGUAACCGAACGUAACGUUGGAUGUGCCCUGGAGUGCAUUGUUUUUCUAUACUUUUGACAUUAGAUUGCUUUUUCUCAC